UUUAUUGGUUCCCACAUAAAACCCUCAUGAAACCUCCUGCAAAGGACGACUCCGGGAAAAGAUCCGCAACAGAGAUGGAUGUGGUGCUGCUCUUGUGCUUCCUCACAAUUAUUAAAAGUGGUGGUGGUGCAGAAACUGAGGAGAAACUAAUGAAGUAUCUCCUAAACGAAGAGAGAUACAAUAGGUUAAUUCGACCAGCCAUCAAUAACUCAGAGAUUGUGAAAAUAGUGCUUCAGGUCUCCCUGGCACAGCUUAUCAAUGUGAAUGAACGUGAACAAAUCAUGACAACAAAUGUCUGGCUGAAGCAGGAAUGGUUCGAUUACCGGUUGUCCUGGGACCCUGCUGACUAUGACGGAAUUUGCAAAGUAAGGGUACAUUCCAAACUCAUUUGGCUCCCUGAUGUUGUGCUUUACAACAAUGCCGAUGGGACAUACGAGGUCUCUGUGUACACCAAUGUCAUCAUCACCUACAAUGGGAGCAUUUACUGGCUGCCCCCGGCCAUCUACAAGAGCUCCUGCAAGAUUGAAGUCAAGCACUUCCCGUUCGACCAGCAAAACUGCACUUUAAAAUUUAGAUCCUGGACUUAUGACUACACGGAAAUUGACCUGGUGCUGAAAACUGACACAGCAAGUAUCGAUGAUUUCACUCCGAGUGGAGAGUGGGACAUCAUCUCACUUCCAGGACGAAGGAACGUGAAUCCAUUUGAUGCAACGUAUGUGGAUGUGACGUAUGACUUUAUCAUUAAAAGAAAACCUCUCUUUUAUACCAUCAACCUCCUGAUCCCUUGCAUGCUCAUCACAUUGUUGGCUGUUCUAGUCUUUUACCUCCCAUCCGACUGCGGUGAGAAGAUAACUCUGUGUAUUUCAGUCCUGCUCGCCCUGACUGUGUUCCUGCUGUUGAUCGCUAAGAUUGUCCCUCCCACCUCUUUUGAUGUCCCGCUGAUAGGCAAAUACCUCAUGUUUGCUAUGGUCCUGGUGACAUUUUCCAUUGUCACCAGCGUUGGUGUGCUAAACGUUCAUCAUCGAUCUCCCAGUACUCAUGAUAUGCCGCCGUGGGUGAAGACUGUAUUCUUGGAGAAGCUGCCUGCCCUCUUAUUCAUAAAGAGACCCCAGACCAGUUCUUUGGAGCAAAGGUUGCACCAGAGUCAAAACAGCAGUGCUGCUGUGAGCCUCGAAGACAGAUACAAUACUCUCUUUGUGAACCCAGCUUCCACCAGAAACUGCGACCUGAGUGUUCUAGACUCGCCCGAGGGGUUUGCCUGUCACCGAGACUUGAGGCUGAGGAACUCAAUGAAAUAUUCGCCAGAGGUGCAGCAGGCAAUCGAUGGUGUGAAAUUCAUAGCGGAUAACAUGAAGAACGAGGAUGAGAAUGAAAGCGUGACUGAAGAUUGGAAGUACGUAGCCAUGGUGGUGGAUCGCUUGUUUCUCUGGAUCUUUGUGGUCGUUUGCGUUGUGGGGACAAUUGGACUGUUUCUGCAACCAAUUGUUUACAAUCACCCCUAUCCUUGACAUGUCUCAGCCUUGGCAACAAGA
Molecule: messenger RNA, 1532 nt
Organism: Callorhinchus milii (elephant shark)
Lineage: Eukaryota; Metazoa; Chordata; Chondrichthyes; Chimaeriformes; Callorhinchidae
Product: neuronal acetylcholine receptor subunit beta-4
Exons: 6
Coding region: 27-1508 (493 amino acids)
Biological process (GO): monoatomic ion transmembrane transport; signal transduction; regulation of membrane potential
Cellular component (GO): postsynaptic membrane; neuron projection; synapse
Molecular function (GO): acetylcholine-gated monoatomic cation-selective channel activity; transmembrane signaling receptor activity
Source: RefSeq, a predicted model, not a curated record